GGUAAAUUUGGAGCAAAGCAACAGCAAGCAGAGCAGUCCUUUUUGUUUGUGUGAAUCUUUGAGAGAUGGAGUUGCUGGAGAAGCUGUCGUCCCUCUUGGACCUGGAGGGGACCCGAGAGAUGACUGCGAAUCAGCUCGAAGUGUAUGAACAAGUCAAGCGUGCGAGUGGGAGGCUCGAUCUGAACAACAACAUGAUCGACGAUGACGAAGCAAAGGUGCUUGCGAGAGCACUCAAAGUGAACAUGGCAGGGAACACGCCAGUGUCUGGGAUCAAUUUGAACAGGAAUAGGUUUGGCGAUGUCGGAGCAAAGGCCAUUGCUGAGGCUCUCCAAGAGAACAAGAGGGUGACUUGGCUCGAUCUGAGCGUUAACAUGAUUGGCGACACUGGGGCGCUGGCGAUUGCUGAGACACUGAAAGUGAACAGGCUUGUGAAUCACGUCCGUUUGAAUGAUAAUCAGAUUGGCGAUGCCGGAGCGCUGGCGAUUGCUGAGGUUCUCAAAGUGAACAAGAAGCUGAGAUACCUUUCUUUGAGCAACAACUUCAUUACCAUCGUUGGAAUUAACGCAUUGUGGCAAACAGGCAACACCAUUUGUAAACUGGACUUCUCUGGCCAACGUGUCCCAUCGCCUGCCAUGUUGGCAGCUCGUGCCGCAGCGAACGAUCAGCCCCAACCUUCCGUCAAUCCUGCAUCUGAGAUUCAGCAAUUGCGCUCCGAGCUCGCUUCCAAACAACAGGAGCUCACCACCAAAAAUCAAGAGCUCGCUUCCAAAAAUCAAGAGCUCGCUUCCAAAGCUCAGGAGCUCGCUACCAAAGAUGAGGAGCUCGCUGCCCAAGACCAAGAACUCGCUGCGCAAGAUGAGGAACUCGCUGCCAAAGACCAAGAGCUCGCUGCCAAAGAUCAGCAAUUGCGCUCCAAGCUGGCCGCCAAAGAUCAGAAAUUCAACUCCAGACUGAAUGCCAGAGAUCAACAAUCACGCUCCGAGCUUGCUGCCAAAGACAACGAACUUCAGCAACUUCGCUCAAAUCUCGCCGGCAAAGACAAGGAGCUCGCGACUCAAAGGCAGGAGCUGAAAAAGCUUCGCUCCGAUCUCGCUGCCAAAGAGCAGAGCCUCGCUACCAAAGAGCAGAACCUUGCUGCCAAGGAUCGUGAACUCAAGUCAGCUCUUGAUCGGAUUGAUGUUUUUGAGCGCAAUCAGCCCGCCGUUGGAUCUGCAUCGAACUUUGACGGUCCCAUACCUCAAGUGCCUCUCGCAACUCUUGUCGCCGCCACGAGCAAUUUCGCCGCUGAUUCUCUGCUCGGCAAAGGAGCAUUUGGUUGCGUGUACGGCGCCAGUUUGCCUGGGCCUUCUGUUGCCGUGGCCAUCAAGAAGCUGUCCGCCGAAUCCAAGCAAGGCGCUGCCGAAUUCAAGGCGGAACUGGCCUCUUUGUCCAAAUUCCGUCACGCAAACAUCAUUGCCAUUCUGUCAUAUGCAGAAGAAGGCGACGAGCAAUGUUUGGUCUACGAGUUCAUGCCAAACGGAUCAGUUCGCGAUUGCUUGAAUCUGAAGAACAACGCGACCCCGUUGACUUGGUCCCAGCGUCACCGCAUUGCGGCUGAUGUCUCCCGCGGCAUGCACUACGUCCAGACAGCCUUCCCCGAUCAUGCAUUGUUUCAUCUCGACCUCAAGACCGACAAUGUCCUUUUGGACGCGCAUUUCAAUGCAAAAGUGUCUGACUUUGGCUUGGUUCGGAUCGCUACACACCUUGAUGAGCAAAGCUACCUUCGCACAUCGAACGUUCAAGGCACAGCUGCUUACAUGUGUCCUGAGUUUUUUGAGAAAGGCCGCAUGACCGUCAAGACGGAUGUCUACGCCUUUGGCAUGAUUUUGCUGGAAUUGCUGACUGCGGAGAAACCUGGCACCAAGCUGAAAACUGAUACGCGGAAGGCGGUGAAAAACCAGAAAUUCUCUGACAUGCUGGACUCGACCCUCAAGCCAACCGAGGCAGAGCUCCAGAACGUCAGCGAUUUUGUCACUCUUGCGCUCGAGUGCCUUGAUGAAGCUGCUGAUGAUCGCCCCUCCUUUGGUCGCAUCCUUGCGACAUUGGAUCCUUGAUGACAGAUGGA
Molecule: messenger RNA, 2104 nt
Organism: Capsaspora owczarzaki ATCC 30864
Lineage: Eukaryota; Filasterea; Ministeriida; Capsasporidae
Exons: 7
Coding region: 66-2093 (675 amino acids)
Biological process (GO): protein phosphorylation
Molecular function (GO): protein binding; ATP binding; protein kinase activity
Source: RefSeq, a predicted model, not a curated record